Molecule: messenger RNA, 642 nt
Organism: Caenorhabditis briggsae
Lineage: Eukaryota; Metazoa; Nematoda; Chromadorea; Rhabditida; Rhabditidae
Exons: 4
Coding region: 1-642 (213 amino acids)
Source: RefSeq, a predicted model, not a curated record
AUGGACCUCAGCGAACGCGAAGACCAAACCAGCGAUCCGGACGAGGACGAUAAUGAAUGCAAAAAAGUAUCUAAGAAAAUCGCCAAUGUAACACUGGAAUCGGAUUCUCUACCCGAAUCUCCACAGACCGCUGAAGAUCGAGCGGUUCGAAGAAAGAAGCGAACGAAGAAGAAGGGACAGCAAAUGGAUGUGGAUCCAACGCCAAGAAAUAAAGCAGAAAAAUACAUGGAUUGUGAUGGUUUCGAGUCGCACAUCUCUUCUAGCGACGAAUCGGCUUCUGAAGAUAACAAAGGACAGGAAGCAGAUGAUGAGCAGAGUGACUGGGUUGGAGACGUUGGCGAGGCCAGCGAUACGACACCAACACACAGUCCACCGUUCCAACCGCCACUCGAUCGAAAGUUGCAUGCCCGACGAUCGCAGAAUGCUCAUCAGACGUCUAGUAUGCAGAAGAAAAUUGAAAAAUUCGCUCGUGAAGGCGGCCGCGGCGAGCUCGUCCUUGAAACUCGAUUCCGUGAUCGUGCUUCGAGCUCUCUUCUCCAACGCUACCUGUACAAAUACCACUUGGAAGUGGUCCGACGCCAUCGUGGAUCCAUCACUCUUCGAAAGAAAUUCGAAACUCCCAGCACGUCGACUGCUCGCUAA